GUGGCUGACUGGCCCACCAACAGAGUAAAGGGUGGGCUGGGCAUCCGAGCAGAGUCGAGAGGUCGCGGCGGUCUCCGGGCCCGGGGGGGGGGGGAGAUGGUCUCCCUAGGGCCGGGGCCCUUGGUCGGCGUGGCCGGCUGCGUUCUAAAGGAAUCCAGCCUCCCCAGCAUGGAGCGCUGGCGGGGCCGGCUGGCGCUGGUGACGGGUGCUUCCUGCGGCAUCGGCGCGGCCGUGGCCCGGGCUCUGGUAAAGAGCGGACUGAAGGUGGUGGGGUGCGCCCGCACCGUGAGCAACAUCGAGAAACUGGCUGCUGAGUGUCAGAGUGCUGGCUAUCCAGGGAUGCUGGUCCCCUACAAAUGUGACCUGUCUCAUGAGGAAGACAUCCUAUCCAUGUUCUCAGCAGUCCGAAGUCAACACAAAGGGGUAGACAUCUGCAUCAACAAUGCUGGCCUCGCCCGGCCUGAGCCCCUACUCAGUGGCCAGACCAGUGGCUGGAAAGAUAUGCUGAAUGUGAAUGUGUUGGCUGUCAGUAUCUGUACCCGGGAGGCUUACCAGUCCAUGAAGGAGAGGAGUGUGGAUGAUGGACACAUUAUCAACAUCAACAGCAUGUUGGGUCACCGGGUGCUAGCCCAGUCUGAUAUACACUUCUACAGCGCAACCAAGUUUGCCAUUACAGCACUGACUGAGGGCCUUCGGCAGGAACUUCGAGAGGCCAAUACCCACAUCCGAGCCACAUGCAUCUCCCCUGGGUUGGUGGAGACAGGAUUUGCCUUCAAACUUCAUGACAAAGAUCCUGUGAAAGCAGCUGAGACCUACGAGCACAUCAAGUGUCUCAAACCUGAGGAUGUAGCUGAAGCUGUCAUCUUUGUCCUCAGCACCCCACCACAUGUCCAGAUUGGAGACAUCCAGAUGAGGCCCACGGAACAGGUGACAUAGCAUCUAAUUGGGAGCUGAGCCUAGGGGAUGGACCCCUAUCGCCUGGCUCCUAAAUCUGGAUUGUAGGUGUUACCUUUUAACCCCUGGACUCAAUCUCCUUCUUCUGCUCCCAGGACUAAAAAGAAAAAAAAAUUUUUUUUGUAAUCUCAAAUCGUUUCAGAUGCAGAUGUGAUUUACAGAUUGAAAACAGGGUGGUGGGUGGUAGGGUGGUUCCUGCCUAUUUUACUUCGGAAUUUGUUACCCUUUACUCAUUGUUUGGGCUUGUUGACCUUUGUCCUCUUACCUUAUCUCUUUUCCUCCUUGGGAAAGAGGCCAAGAUCAGAAGCAGUACUUACUGAUCCCUCUCUUCACCAUGCCUCUUCCCCAGGGUCUGGGAACAGGCCCUCAAAUGUGGCUUUAGGCUUCCUUCAUUUCCCUUUAUUCUUUUUCUUCCUACCAAUUUUCCUUCUUCCCUUAUUCUCUGACCCUGGACCCUGGAGAGAUUAUUCCACACUGGUCACAGCAGGAGGACAACAUCAGGGCCCUGUCUCCCAAGAGGUUUUUCACUUCAAGAAUUAAAAGAAAAAAACCAAA
Molecule: messenger RNA, 1509 nt
Organism: Dromiciops gliroides (monito del monte)
Lineage: Eukaryota; Metazoa; Chordata; Mammalia; Microbiotheria; Microbiotheriidae
Gene: DHRS11
Product: dehydrogenase/reductase 11
Exons: 7
Coding region: 97-936 (279 amino acids)
Molecular function (GO): oxidoreductase activity
Source: RefSeq, a predicted model, not a curated record